AUGGAGCAGAAGUUGCGACAUGUCUGUGACAAGAGAGGUGGUAACUUUAUCAAUGAAUCUUCUGUGGACAUUCUUGCUGACUUUACUCAUACCCAGGAGGAAAUAGACACUGUCAGUAAGUCAACAGUGAAACAAUGGAAAUCGAAGGGAUGGUAUAAACACAAAUCAGGCUUCAUCACUGGAUCCAUAGCACAACAAUCUGUGAAUAUGCAGAACAGUUUGGAUAAAGGGUUAGAAAGAAAUGUAUCAUCAUUAGUUAAAAAAAUAACAUGCCAGCAAACCUGUUCUUCGAACUUAACUGUUAAUGAAAAUCCUCAAAAUCGCAGAGAUUGGGGCUUGAAGCAUGAAGACAGUGCGCACCUCAGUUAUUACAAAGUUGAAUGCAAAAAAAACACCACAAGCUGUCCCUUCUUUCUAAAGGAUUUUUGCCUUCAAGAAAAAAGCCCUUUGGCGGAGCUAGUGUUGACAACAUUCGUACAUGUAGUUGUGAAGAUAACUGCCCUGAUGUUGUUGUGGAAUAUAAAUGUACUUGGAAGCAUCGACAUAUUCCACCUAAAGAAGCAUUUCUCUCUCCAGAAAUUGGAGGCGAGAUAAAUGGAAACAAAUUUACACCGAAGCGUGGUAGUCGAUAUUACAUGCAAGUUCAAUUAGAGAUGUUUGUAACAGAAUUGGAUAGUUGCGACUUUGUAGUAUGGACUGAACAUGGUGUCCUGUCUGUUUCUAUACCAUAUGAUGAAACUUGUAUGGAAAAUGCUCUUGCAAAGCUUGAAAGAUUUUGGAUGCACCAUGUUUUACCACUCAUGACAAACAGGCUGAGCAAUGCACAUAAAGAUACGUAGGAAACUAAUUAAAAUUGUGUAUCUGUAAUCUGUAAAUACUUAUAAACCCUUUAACCCAUUAAGCGCCAGCGCUCUCCCCUUGAUGAGUAAAAUCAUCUGGUGUUAGACAGAGUAAAAUAGUCUGGUAUUAGACAGAGUAAAAUAAUAAAGUAGAGCGCAUCAGAGCGCAAUGUUACUCAAUGGGUUAACAAGGUUAAAUUUGGGGGCUAUAUAAAUUAACUGCCCUUAAGGUGAUGUUACCACGAGCAACAAGAUUGCUGGUUGAUUUUUGUCUUGGGUGUUGCUAAUAUUUCUAAUCAACAUGCCCUGAUGUUGCAAGUGUAGCAAUUUUGUUGUUCGUCUGGAACAUAUUUGGAUAUACAAGUUUUCAUUGUAAACUAUGAUCUUUUUAUAGGGAAUAAAGAUAUUGAACCAGAUGUCGUUAAACCUCCUGUUAGUGAGCUGUCACCAUGUGUUCCAAUUGUUUCAACACCCAAGUUGCCAACAAGUACAGGUACCCCAAUAGUGAUACCCAGUGAUGGUGAACUGAUGGGCAAUGAUGGAAUUCCAUCAAUUAAGCUGAAUGGAAUUACCAUAUACCAAUCAUGUGUCGAUGGCCUCUUACCUCAAACAAUGAUUAAUGACAUCAUUGUUUCUAUUUUAAUGGAGUAA
Messenger RNA from Paramuricea clavata, 1490 nucleotides. NCBI's taxonomy places the organism in Eukaryota, Metazoa, Cnidaria, Anthozoa, Malacalcyonacea, Plexauridae. The record is from the annotation of a GenBank genome assembly.